AUGGCUACCAACAUCACCUGGCACCCGUCCCUCUCCCGCGCCGAGCGCACUGAGCUCCGCCGCCAGCGCGGCCUCACCCUCUGGCUGACCGGCCUCUCCGCGUCCGGCAAGUCCACCGUCGCCACGGCCCUCGAGCAGCACCUUCUGCACCAGGGCAUCGCCGCCUACCGGCUCGACGGCGACAACGUGCGCUUCGGCCUCAACAAGGACCUCGGCUUCUCCGAGAAGGACCGCAACGAGAACAUUCGCCGCAUCGCCGAGGUCGCUAAACUCUUCGCCGACUCGUCCGCCAUCGCCAUCACGUCCUUCAUCUCGCCCUACCGCGCCGACCGCGACUCGGCUCGCGCCCUGCACGCCGCCGUCGCUCCCGGCUCCGCCGACGAGCCCCUGCCGUUCGUCGAGGUCUACGUCGACGUGCCGCUCGAGGUCGCCGAGCAGCGCGACCCCAAGGGCCUGUACAAGAAGGCCCGCGCCGGCGAGAUCAAGGAGUUCACCGGCAUCUCCGCGCCGUACGAGGAGCCGGCCAACCCGGAGAUCACCAUCAAGACGCACGAGAACACCGUCGAGGAGUGCGUCGCCCAGAUUACGCAGUGGCUCGCGGACAAGGGCUACAUCAAGACGGCGUAA
Cordyceps fumosorosea ARSEF 2679 is the source of this 627-nucleotide messenger RNA. Its product is annotated as adenylyl-sulfate kinase. The transcript is spliced from 3 exons. The record is from RefSeq and is a predicted model, not a curated record. The coding region runs from base 1 to 627 and encodes 208 amino acids. Lineage: Eukaryota; Fungi; Ascomycota; Sordariomycetes; Hypocreales; Cordycipitaceae. Gene Ontology annotation, biological process: sulfate assimilation. Gene Ontology annotation, molecular function: ATP binding; adenylylsulfate kinase activity.